Molecule: messenger RNA, 552 nt
Organism: Cylicocyclus nassatus
Lineage: Eukaryota; Metazoa; Nematoda; Chromadorea; Rhabditida; Strongylidae
Source: the annotation of a GenBank genome assembly
AUGCGGUUGCUCAUGCCAUUCAUACUGGAGGUGUUUGUCCAAGUACGCUUUCACGAGUGUCUGCCACAACAUCAGUUUGGAGGUACGACGUCAUUUCUGAAAGGAAAACGGCAAGUCGGAAAUAGUAUAGGACUUAAGGCAACUACGAGCAAUAAACAGUUGAAGACAACAUUACCACAACGUACGAAAGGUGUUCCAUCAAGAAGCGCUGAAGUUGGUGCACGUCAUACAGAGGUUUUGUCUACUCGUUUUGCUGAAGGCAUAUUCACUCGAAGAAAAACACAUAAAAAGGUUACUUACGGAGAAGAUCACGCGCUACAGUGGAAAAUAAUCGCUAUCUUUUCUGGCAUAGGAUUACUCAUUCUGUGUGCUCUCGGAGUUGUACUCUACAUGACUUGUCGCAGAGAAGCUGACUCUCAUGGUACUAUGGCGGAGCCUUCAGUUCUUAUAACAGAUCUUGGGAUGGAACAAGAACAAUUUUUCGACAAACAGGAAUUAGACUCUCAGCCUGCUGUCAGUGGUUUUGGAAUUGUAGACAAAAGUGGAGUGGAG